GAAAUAUCUCGUUCUAAUAUUUAGGAAAAAACUAGGAAACGUAGGUAAACGUAGAGUGCAUACGCGUGUUACAAUUGUGCACGCGCGUUGCCUGUAGAGACAGAAAUGGAUCAUGGUAGGAGUGUCCAUGGGCUGAAAAAGAUGGGAUGAGAGGAGAGGGGCAAUUGUCGGGGUAGCGAGAAGAGCAAUGGGAUGCGCAAGCCAGAAUAUCGGUAUAGGUUUAUCCACAACGUGGUCCGUUGAUCGUUCGGGACCGUUCGUUUCUUACGUUGCACGAUCGACGUGUCGGCCAGCAGAAUUAGCUUCGAUUUAAAGGAUCGAUCGACGGAUAGGAAAUCUUUUCGAUAACGAUUCUCGUUUAUCAGACCGAGCGGCUUCGAAGAAUAAAAGGAAUUUAUUAGAUUUCUAUCAGUUUUAGUGAUUUUUUACCGUUCCGAUUACAUCAUUCCAGCAGAAGUGUACGCUCUGUCAAUCGUACCGUAUGAUAGUGCGCGCUCACGCCUGUCACUCUAUAUUCUACUAUACUGACAGCACAGCGAGAGAAUCAUCGCUUGACUACAGCACGAGAUGUUCAGUUGGUUAAGUCGGGAAGAGACUGGAAAGCAAGACCUCUUUGAAAAUGUCACGGAAGGUCUUAAAAAAAUAUACAAAUCCAAGCUACUACCUCUCGAGCAGCACUAUCAGUUCCAUGACUUUCAUUCACCACAACUCGACGAUCCGGAUUUCGAUGCCAAACCUAUGAUCCUCUUGGUGGGUCAAUAUUCUACCGGCAAAACUACCUUCAUCAAGUAUUUGCUAGAAAGAGAAUUUCCUGGAAUAAGAAUUGGUCCUGAACCAACGACAGAUCGCUUCAUUGCAGUUAUGUACGAUGAGAAAGAAGGUGUGAUUCCUGGGAACGCGUUAGUUGUCGAUCCAAACAAACAGUUCAGACCGCUUUCCAGAUUUGGAAACGCGUUCCUGAAUAGAUUUCAAUGUUCCACCGUUGCGUCUCCUGUUUUGAAAGGGAUAUCUAUAGUGGACACGCCUGGUAUCUUGUCCGGCGAGAAACAAAGAGUUGACCGAGGUUACGACUUCACCGGAGUUUUGGAAUGGUUCGCCGAACGAGUAGACAGAAUAAUAUUGUUGUUCGACGCGCAUAAGCUCGAUAUUUCUGAUGAAUUUAGAAGAUCCAUCGAAGCGUUGCGCGGGCACGAUGAUAAAAUUAGGAUCGUACUCAAUAAAGCCGAUAUGAUUGAUCACCAACAACUGAUGAGAGUAUACGGAGCGUUAAUGUGGUCUCUAGGAAAAGUUCUACAAACUCCAGAAGUGGCUAGGGUAUACAUCGGAUCGUUUUGGGACCAGCCUUUGAGAUACGAUGUGAACAAGAGAUUGUUCGAAGACGAGGAACAAGAUUUAUUUAAGGACAUGCAAUCGUUACCGAGAAACGCAGCACUUAGGAAACUCAACGAUUUGAUUAAACGCGCACGGUUGGCAAAGGUACACGCUUACAUAAUCAGCGCUUUAAGGAAGGAUAUGCCCAGUGUCUUUGGUAAAGAUACAAAAAAGAAGGAACUUAUCAAACAUUUAGGCCAAAUUUAUGAUCAGAUACAAAGGGAACAACAAAUUUCACCUGGCGAUUUCCCAGACUUGAAAAAGAUGCAGGAGAGCUUAGCGCAUCAUGAUUUCAAUAAAUUCAAUACUAUAAAACCAAAACUAUUAGAAGUAGUCGAUAAAAUGCUCGCCGAGGAUAUUGCUAAACUCAUGGCUAUGAUACCGCACGAAGAAAUUGGUACGACGUCAGAGUCACUCGUCAAAGGCGGCGCGUUCGAAGGUGUAGAAGACCAAGUAAGCCCGUUCGGAUAUAAACGAGGAGAAGGUAUCGAUGCUGGAGCUGGCGAACCAGAAUGGAUCGUUAACAAGGAAAGAGACAAAUACGAUGCGAUUUUCAAAACGCUUAGUCCUUGCGAUGGAAAAAUUACGGGGGCAGCGGCCAAGUCGGAAAUGGUGAAAUCUAAAUUACCAAAUAGUGUGCUUGGAAAAAUUUGGAAAUUAUCUGAUGUCGGGAAGGAUGGGCUUCUGGACGAAGAUGAAUUUGCCUUAGCGAUGCAUUUAAUUAACGUAAAACUCGGAGGUUACGAUCUUCCAGCUGAAUUGCCGGAACACUUGAUACCACCGUCGAAACGAGACGUAUAAAAAUGAAUACCGAUCGUAUCUAUUCGUCUCUCGUCUCAUCGUUGAUACGUUUGGUACAUACAUUUGGCACGCACAUUACACAAUUGUAUUUAUUGAUUAGCCAAUAAUGCGACUCUAAACACAUUGAUGAACGUUGUCAUUUUGUAAACGUUCUGAAGAAUACACUAUAUUUACGAAUACUACGUCAAUAAAUUAUUUUAUAUCGUU
Molecule: messenger RNA, 2379 nt
Organism: Osmia bicornis bicornis
Lineage: Eukaryota; Metazoa; Arthropoda; Insecta; Hymenoptera; Megachilidae
Gene: Past1
Product: EH domain-containing protein 3
Exons: 7
Coding region: 568-2172 (534 amino acids)
Biological process (GO): endocytosis; endosomal transport
Cellular component (GO): cytoplasm; plasma membrane
Molecular function (GO): calcium ion binding; GTP binding; protein binding
Source: RefSeq, a predicted model, not a curated record